This is a messenger RNA of Drosophila melanogaster (fruit fly), 3469 nucleotides long. RefSeq names its product fermitin 1 (gene Fit1). Gene Ontology annotation, biological process: system development; integrin-mediated signaling pathway; animal organ development. The transcript has 2 exons. Bases 613 to 2739 code for a protein of 708 amino acids. Gene Ontology annotation, cellular component: cytoplasm. The record is from RefSeq and is marked reviewed. NCBI's taxonomy places the organism in Eukaryota, Metazoa, Arthropoda, Insecta, Diptera, Drosophilidae.
CGCAGACAAACGGUCAUACUGCUCUGCUGCUGGUUUAUUUAUAAAUUAAUUUCUCUCUAUCUCGGCUCGUUCGCUUUGUCUCGUCGCCCGCGACGUGUUGUUUUGUGAAAAUUUGCAUCGCAUUUUUGAGCGCGUGCAUUAGUGUUCGUCGGUGUGUUGAUGUGCGAGGAAAAGAGCGAGGAAAACGCUGCGAAUUGCGAUUGCUAGAGAGAUCGGGAAAACAAAACAUCCCAAGCAGCAGCAAGCAAGCCAUCAAAAUCGUAACCUUGGGCGUGUGUUAAUCAAGUGAUCCGUACAUCCCCGCCUCUCCCCCCCUUUUAUCAUCAUACAUACCACCACCAUCUCUACAUCCAACGAUUUUGAUCUGGAUUACUCGGCUUGUUGGAUUGUUGGGUCUGUUUCGCUGGCGUUUCUGUUUCCGUGCAAACAUCUGGCGAGAUAAGGGCCUAUAUAGUUUCGCCACCGCCACAGUCGCAGUCCCCCCCUCUCCGCUCCCCGCCAGCCAACGACAACGACAAGAACAACAAAAACUUGGUUGCAAAAACGGUGCUGAACUUAUAGUUUCGCCUUUGGACAGAAGAGACGCCCGCGCAUCGGAACUUUUAGCGAAAGAUGAUUCAUGUGGGCGAAAAUACGUGGAACCUGCGGAUCCUCAUCACGGAUCUGCAGGUGGAGAAGACGCUGCGCGUGAAGGGUGACCAGCACAUUGGCGGCGUAAUGCUGAACCUGGUGGAUCCGGAGUUGCCCAAGGAUUGGUCCGAUCACGCCCUGUGGUGGCCCGCCAAGAAUAUCUGGCUGACCAGGACGCGGUCCACUUUGGACCAGGCCGGAGUUCAAUCGGAUUCCUUUCUGCACUUCACGCCCAUGCACAAGACACUGAGGGUGCAGAUGCCCGAUCUUCGUUAUCUGGACUACCGCGUCAACUUUUCGGCCAAAACUUUCGGAGCCGUUGUGAGCUUGUGCAAGGACCUGGACAUUCGCUAUCCGGAGGAACUGUCUUUCUGCAAGCCCCUGGAACCGGAGCAUCUGAAGAAGAACUUCUCCAAGCUGCCGCAGCGAAAGAUUCCGGUGGCGGAGGCAAAUGGAAUCGCAUACGUGCAGCCAGCGCUGGACACCAACUCCUUUGUCCCGAUCACAGGAGCCUAUAACGGUAGCAAUGGCAGCCUGGAUCGCUCGCACAAUGGCAAUCUGCUGUGCGCUCCGGCUUCACCGUAUACCCGACGGGCAGCCACUGCUCCGGGAACACCCAUCAGCUCGCCCACGGGCACCUGGAAGCACAACUCCACUGGCUAUGCUAGCUACGAUUCCAACUCUAGUUUCGGAGACCUCCAGGAGAAUCUGGCCAUGUCGCCAAGGUCGCCCAGUCCGGAUGUACGAGCACGCUUGGUUCGACCCAAGUCCCGGGUGGAGAAAGCCCGUCUCAACGUGGGAUGGUUGGACUCGUCCCUUUCCAUCAUGGAGCAGGGAGUUAGGGAGUAUGACACUCUGUGCCUGCGCUUCAAAUACUUCACGUUCUUCGAUCUGAACCCCAAGUACGACCAAGUGAGGAUCAAUCAACUGUACGAGCAAGCCAAAUGGAGCAUUUUGAACGAGGAAUUGGAACCCACCGAGGAGGAGACCCUCAUGUUUGCCGCCCUGCAGUUCCAGGUGAAUCAUCAGACGGAUCUGCAUCCCCCAGGCAUCGAUUCCGGAAUAGAUACCUCCAGUCAGGAGACUGGCGGCGAGGACGACAUUGACUCCGCUCUCAACGAGCUGCAGAUCACACUCGAAGGACCAGGAGGUGGCAAGGAUCAGGGCAACAUCACCAGGAUACCAGAGCUGUCGGACUAUUUGAAAUUCCUCAAGCCUCAAAGGUUCACCCUUAAAGGAUACAAGCGCUACUUCUUCACCUACAGGGAUCUGCAUCUGCACCUUUACAAAUCGCAGGAUGAGUCCAGGCGGGGAGCUCCCACCAUCAGCAUCAAUUUGAAGGGCUGCGAGGUGACGCCCGAUGUUAACCUGGCCCAAGGAAAGUUCGCCAUCCGUCUGGAAGUUCCGUCAGAGAUCAGAAAUGGUCCGAACAGUGAGGUCUGGGUGAGAUGCGACAACGAAGAGCAGUACGCCAAGUGGAUGGCAGCCUGUCGUCUGGCCGCCAAGGGUCGCUCUCUAGCCGAUAGCUCUUACGACAGCGAAGUUAGCAGUAUUCGCUCGCUGCUGCAGAUGCAGAAACCCGCCCAGGGAGCUCCGCUCACCGUCAACCCGCGAAGUGUUGAGCCCAUGGAUUACCUAUCGCCCAAAAUGAUGCGCAAACUAUCCAGCAAGGCGGUGCAGAGGAUCCUAGAGGCCCAUGCCAACGUUCGCCAGCUGAGCUUAAUGGACGCCAAGAUGAAGUACAUCCAGGCUUGGCAAUCUCUACCAGACUUCGGUGUUACUCUCUUCAUCAUCAAGUUCGAUGGACACAAGAAGGAGGAGCUGUUGGGCGUGGCCAACAAUCGUAUCAUGCGCAUGGACCUCAACACCGGCGAUCACAUAAAGACCUGGCGCUACAACACAAUGAAGGCCUGGAAUGUUAACUGGGGCAUCAAGUGCAUGAUGAUUCAGCUGCAGGACGAGAACAUCGUCUUCUCCGUGCAGUCGGCCGACUGUAAGGUGGUGCACGAGUUCAUCGGCGGCUACAUAUUCAUGUCCAUGCGAUCCAAGGAGAACAACCAGACGCUGAACGAGGAGAUGUUCCACAAGCUGACGGGCGGCUGGUCGUAAACGGAUUGGCGCAGUCUGGAGCAUUGGACUGGAGUCUUGAGUGCCAAGCACAAACCUCGUCGCAUGUUCUACAGUUUUAUCUACAUAUAUUUACCUAAUGUAGGGUGCGUUGAUUUAUGGGUUGACUGGUAAUCUGUGGACCACACCAAGCAACUUCUUCGUAACUCUAGUUGUUAGUUUCUCAAUGUUUUUUUUCUGUUCGGUUUAUCAACCUAAAUACGUAUAUAUUUUGUAAACAACUUUGACGGACUAGUGUCCGACACCAGAAGUUGGUUUUCUUUUGUCGGCAUUUACCUAAAAAAAAAAAUAAUUAACUUUAUAAGUAUAAGUCUCUUAAAUUUGUGUUGUCCAAGUUGUCCAAGAAGUUGUCCAACGAUUACCUACAUUUUUAAUCAACCCAGUCAGUCAACCCACCCAAAUCGAAAGCGUUCGUGUAUAAGUGUUAAUGGAAAUGGAAUUCUAGACUAAUAACAAUCACCACGCUGAUAACGAUUAUGAUAACGAUGUUGUGCCUUCGCCAGAGCAAUCUUAACCCAAAACAAGUCCAAGUCAAUGUCCUGUGUUCUCUGUGUUGUCUGUUUCUAACACAGCGUUAAAGUUACACUACUUAAGUCCAUUUUUUACCACACUUGUGCGGACUUGCGCGACUAACCCGCAGUUUUAUAUAUUGUAUAUUUAUUAAACAAAUUAAUAAGCAGAAUAAAUUAUUUUAUAUGUUUUUAAUGACCGU